GUAUGGUACCAGUGUUUUUAACAUUGUGCAUGUGCCUGUGGUUAUCGCCAGCAACGCUACCGGUAUGGGAAGAAAAUCGAAUAAAAUAAAAGAGGAAGAUGAAAGUUCGGGAAGGAUUGGACGCCUUGAUGAGCAUACAAUGGGUUACUAUCGGCGAGUCUCCGAUAAGAUUCAGGAAGGAUUCGAAAACACCGAAGAAAAAGCAAUGUUUUUGAGAAAUGUGUACUCUGAACUGGAAGGCAGUGAAGUGAGACUAUCCCAGAACCAGACCGUGAGCCGCAUUUUAGAGACGGUCCUCCCUCUCUCCGAACCCAAGCAGCUGACUGCCUUCCUCCGUGGAUUGACCUCUGACCUUUCAACCUCGGCCACGGAUCGUUUCACCAGCCAUGUUCUACAGUCAACGAUGAUCACAGCUUUGCCUUAUGUUGGUACAGAGGAAGUUGAAGGUCUGCUGGGAAUCUACUGCACGAUCUGUAAAGAAAUGCUUGAGAACUUUAAAGAGAUUAUAACAGAUACAUACGCUAGCCAUGUCUUACGGACUCUCAUAGCUUGCCUUGCGGGUAUCCAGGUCCCAGAAAAUGUCUCCAGAAGCAAACUAUCAAGAGGCCAACAACACAAAGAUUUGGUGUUGGAAACCAGAAUCAUAAUGAACUCACCACCAAAAGACUUCCUAUCAUGUUUAGAAAGUAUAUCAGAAAAUAUCACACAGGCAGAUAAUUUAAACGAGUACUUCACAAGCGUAACAGGUGGUCCCGUCUUGGAGGUAUUAUUGCUUUCGCUCCACCAUACCAACAAAGAUCUCUGUAAACGACUCACCAAGAUAUUUCUCAAGAAAGCCAAACUUUUAAGCAAAGGAGACGCUGAUGAAACACAAGAAAGUUCCCUAGCACAGCUCAUGACCCACCCAAUUAGCAGCCAUCUACUAGAGGUCAUCUUGAAGGUCAUUGAUGAUGACCUACUGCUAAAGGUCAUAGGUCGGAGCUUCAAAGGUCAACUCAUCAAAUUGGCCAUGCAUGGUGUUGCGAAUUUCGUCCUCCAGCGGUUGCUUGAGAGAACCAAAAACCUGCCUGUGUUUGAGGAGUUAUUUGACGAGAUCAUUGAUGAUAUUGAGAGUGUAUUGGCUGUCAAUCAUCUGGGUGUCAUUCAGCGAUUGGCUGCUGGCUGUGUAAGCCACACCUCCAAACAAGUUCCAUUCCUUCAAUCCUUGAUGAGGGCAUUCCAUUGUAACGAGCCAAGAGAGAGGCAAAACUCCUGCGUGCCUCUCUUUGCUGCCAUGGUAACCUACGAAGUCAUGUUCGGAGAGAAGGAUGAUGAAAAGCCAUCCCAGCCUCCUCCCAUCCAGCUCCAGGGCUCCCUGCUCCUUCAGGAGAUGCUCAAGUUCUCCAAGAAUGGAACCAUUCUCAACAGCUUCAUGGCCAUGCCCCCUGAUACCCUAGUUUCCAUGGCAACCCAUCCAUCAGGUAGUUAUCUCUUGGAAGCCUUCAUGAAGAGCACCGCGAUCGGUGAGAAGAAGAAAGAUCUAUUUGUGGAGAAAUUGAAGGGAAGCUGUUUCCAGAUCGCCUGUAACAAGAACGGCUCGCGGACCAUCGAGGGCAUCUUCAAGGCAUCGUCCAUCAAGAGCAAGUUCGUCAUCGCGGAGACCCUCGCCGAACGCGAGACCCACCUUCUCUCGCACACGUUCGGCCGCUUCGUCCAUCGGAACCUCUCCCUUGGCCAUCUACGCAAUAGGAGACAAGAAUGGAAGAAUAUUCAGAUGAAAGAGGCUCAGAAGAGAAAGCUGUUUGCAGAUAUUGUCGGCAAGGAACCACCAAAGAAAGAGAAAGCACCAGAUGAGAACCAAGAAGAAGACAGACUUUCCAAGGAGAUGGCUAUCUUGACUGGGUCUGGGAAUGCAAGACUAGGAGAUGAAGUUGGGGAUGAAGAAGCACCUGACAACGAUGAAAUCACCGCCAUAUUUAGUCACCUACCUGUCAAAAGAGAUGCAUCGUUCAGCGAAGAACAAUCGCAGACAACGCAGAUCAAGAAGAAGAAAAAGAAGAAAAAGAUUAAGGACACUGACUGAUGGGAAUGGAAUUCAUCCUGGGGGAGGGAUGGGUGGGUCAUGUUGGGAGAAAGUGCAGGGGAGGGGGGGGGUGAUUCAAAGGAAGGGGUGGGGGUGAUGGGGAGGGGAUAAUUCUGCCAAUUGGUCUACACUCGCUUUCGGUUAGGCCUCAUCCCAAAUGGUCUAAUAGAAGUUCAUCUACCAACCAUUUGUGAUCUGCCAUCCCGAAACAAAGAACAAGUCACCAAAAAUGAUUGUUAAAGAUUUUAUUGAGCUUGAAAAAGCACCCCAUUAGCUUUAAAGCGAUACAUGGAUAUAGCUUGUAAAAAAUGAUCAACAACAAUAAAUGCAUGGGAAGUUUAGUAGUGAGAGCUUCAAAAACACCAAAAUCAGGUAAAUAAUGUAAAAAGUUGUGCUUGGUUUACUCACGCACAGUAGAUGCACUCUGUGCGAUCUGGGUGAUUCUUCUAAGCAGUCCAGAAAAAUGAUGUUGAGGAAACUCUUGUUCUCUGUCUUUCAUUGACCUUUUCAACUUUACGUUUUGAUACUAUGAAGAAAAAUCACUCUUUCAUAUAACCUUAUACACUAAUUUUAUUUAAUUUUAACCAAAUUUCUAUUUUGUUUUACAGACAACCUUGCCUUGCGACUUAUUGUUGGCUUUUUGGUGGCUGAUCACAUUUGAUCUAAUUCCAAUUUCAACCCAUUUGCCAUUUUUGUCUGAUAUCCAAUGAGUCUAAAAUACCACUUACAGGUAAUGAAGAAAAUAUUAAACUUGCAAUGUGGUUGCAGUGUAGUAUGAGUCUUCCAUUUAUUGUAAUAAAUGUUC
This is a messenger RNA of Lytechinus variegatus (green sea urchin), 2867 nucleotides long. It is a transcript of the gene nop9, whose product is annotated as nucleolar protein 9-like. Gene Ontology annotation, molecular function: RNA binding. Gene Ontology annotation, biological process: endonucleolytic cleavage in ITS1 to separate SSU-rRNA from 5.8S rRNA and LSU-rRNA from tricistronic rRNA transcript (SSU-rRNA, 5.8S rRNA, LSU-rRNA); ribosomal small subunit export from nucleus; endonucleolytic cleavage to generate mature 5'-end of SSU-rRNA from (SSU-rRNA, 5.8S rRNA, LSU-rRNA). The coding region runs from base 65 to 2062 and encodes 665 amino acids. Gene Ontology annotation, cellular component: preribosome, small subunit precursor; 90S preribosome; nucleolus. The record is from RefSeq and is a predicted model, not a curated record. The transcript is spliced from 12 exons. NCBI's taxonomy places the organism in Eukaryota, Metazoa, Echinodermata, Echinoidea, Temnopleuroida, Toxopneustidae.